GUUGUACUGUCAGACUAAGGACAACAAUGUUUUUCGAAAUGAUAAAAGUAAUUUGAUAGUUACUACAAAUGAUGAUAUAUAAUGAAGUAAUAUGUUUAUACAAUCCAUUAAAUACGCAUUGAGUCAUUUUUAAAAUUAUCUUUGAAACUGAACGAUGACAGUCAAAUAAGAAGCUAUAUUGGUGGAUUUCGUCUAAAAUAGAAAAACAUGAGUAAAAAUUUGAACUCGCCCUCCAAAUUAACGGAGUUUGCUCCACUCAAGACUGAAGAAAAGUCCCAGUCAGUUGGAGAGUUCAUAUCAAGACUCUUCAAGUUGAGUAAUCCAUUCACUUCAGAAGAACAAAGUACAAUACCUAGUGAUGCCAGUUCACAAGAUUUGCCUUCAUGGGUUGAUACAACAGAAACUAUGUGUAAUGAAAUACCAUACAACGUGGACUUAAAUGAAGGUCGGAGUUUACCUAAUGUACUCAAACGAAUUAGUAACCUCCUUGCAUUGAAAAGCAAUAGUCUUCAAAGUUAUGGAAAUACAGAGUUGAAACAAUAUUGGAUGCCUGAUUCUGUCAGUAAACAAUGUUAUGAAUGUUUAGAGAAAUUCACUACCUUCCGAAGAAGACAUCAUUGCAGAGUAUGUGGUCAGAUAUUUUGUUCAAGUUGCUGCAACCAACAAAUACCUGGUAAAAUAUUUGGAUGCACUGGUGAUUUGCGCGUUUGUACAUAUUGCUGUAAAAUUGUGCUUUCCUAUUUAUCUUCAGAAAAUGGAACAGAUCUUACCACAGAUUUAAAAGCACUUCAGGAAAACUUAAGGACCAAAUUGUCAAUUUCUUCCCCUAUAACUCCAUCAAAUUUCCUUCAGGAUAAUUCUAGUCAAAUAAUUAAAUUUGAACCUUCUGAAGGUCCUAGAAAGUCAUUAGUAGGAGGUUAUCAGGAAGAAAUGUUUGCAUCCGGAGUAUCAUCUAGUUCAUCUGUUCUUUCUAGUGAAGAAAAAUGUAGGGCUUACCAAAAUUCCUCAUCUCUAAGAAGUUUAUUUGAAGAAAUCUCAAAACCAAUGGGUGGAGUUACUUUGGGUUCACAUAGGUACCAUCUAAGAACCUAUUUUGAUAGUUUUUUAGGUUCUGAAUUGGUUGAUUGGCUAAUUUAUCAACAAAAAGCUAGCAAUAGAAUUCAAGCUAAUGCAAUCUGUCAAGCACUGCUAGAAGGAAACUAUAUAGAAUGUUUGUCUGAAACUACUUCAUUUGUUGAUAGUUAUGUCCUCUACAAAUUAGGGAAAGUAUCAUCACCUGAUAGUCCUCCACCAUCCAAUAUUUACGAUAUACCAACUCAAGAAGAGCCGAUGUGGGUACAGCAGAUCAUACAAGAAUCAAACAAUGUUGAUUCAGACAACGAUCCAUCAACCCCAGUUAAUGGGAUCUUUUUAAAUUCUUCCUCCUCGUACAUGUUGGAUUUGAACGUUGAAGCUAACACUGUGUAUCUGUCGAAACCACCAUCUUCAUCUCAAAAUAUACACUCAAUGGAGAGUAGUGAAACUGAUUACCGGGACUUUGAAGAUAAACCUGAGAUUCGUACAUCUGAGCAGAGAGAAUUUGUUCCGGAAUCAGGUUGGUUCAAUGCUUCUUCCUUGAGGGAAGAAAAUGGCGAAAAAUGUGCCUAUCAAAUUCUAACUAACGCUUAUGAACAACAUGAGCAAACCUUGAUGAAGCAGAUCUUGGCCGCAAAUGGUUUAUCGUUGACUUGGUCAAAUCUUCUUCUGCCCUUAAUUCACAAAAUUGUAACUGUCACAAGACCUGAUAAGAAUCAUGAUGCUAGGGACUUGGAUAUAAGGAAUUACGUGAAAAUAAAAAAAUUGCCAGGGGGGUUGAAAACAGAUACAAAAGUUGUUGAGGGUAUAGUGUUUAGUAAAAAUGUAGCUCAUAAAGGAAUGUUGCAGGACAUUGAAAAUCCGAGAAUUUUAUUGCUUCAAGGUGCUAUAGUGUACCAGAGGACAGAAGGAAGAUUCAUGUCACUCGAGCCAGUUUUGAUGCAAGAACAUGAAUAUCUAAGGAACGUUUGUGCUCGAAUUGUGGCCUUAAAACCUGAUAUAGUAAUGAUUCAAAGGAAUGUAUCACGACUAGCUCAAGAUUUUUUAAGAGAAAAAGGUAUUACUCUGAUCCAUAACGUGAAGCAAAGUAUAUUAGAGAGAUUAUCGUCGUGUAUCCAAGCAGAUUUGGUUGGUUCUUUAGAUGCACACAUUGGAAGACCCCAAUUAGGAACUUGUCAGAGGUUUUAUCUAAAGAACUAUUCAAUUAAUAGAGAUAACAGCUAUAAAACCCUAAUGUUUCUAGAAGGAUUACCAAUGACACACUUAGGAAGUACAGUCCUUCUCAGAGGUGCAACAAAAUCUGAGCUUUCAAAAAUUAAAAGAAUAUUUUCGUUCAUUUUGUUCGCGACUUAUAAUUGGCGCCUGGAAAAAUCUUUUCUCAUGGACGAAUUUGCUCAGCCACCUGAAUAUAAAUGUGAAUUUUUCGACGAAAGCAAAGAGGUAUCUUCAAUUCAACUUUCAAGCCUCAACAAUGAUAAAUUGAAGAAAAACGAGAAAAAACCUUCACAUACAGAUUAUUCUACACAAACCAGUAAUGAAGACCGAAAUCUAACUGUUGAAAGUGUAAACGAUUUUUCUGAUCCACUUCAUUGUUCGUACAGUAGAGAUGAUUCACCUGGCUUCGAGCAGCAGCCAGUUCUUUCGGAAUUGGUAUUUUCCAACAAAUUCAGAAAAGCUCUAGAUGGUACAAUACUUUGUAUCUCUCCUUAUAUGAUAUUUCCAAUUCCAUACUUGGAAACUGAACCAGGAAAAAAAUGUAAUCUCAGGAAAUUCUUUCCAAUGGAAAUUUAUCACAGUGAGCAAUUUGAAUAUAACAUUAAAACCAAACAGAGAGAAAUUGAAGAUGUCGAUACAGGUGCAUUGGAUGCACAAGAAAUAAGACCUCCACAUCUAUUUACAACAGCUAAAUUUGUGAACAGUGUAGAUUCCAAUGAAAUCCAAAAUUUACUUGCUAAUUUUAGAGCUUGCGGGGGAAGGUUAGAGAAGAAGAACAGCAUUUUGAAGCCCUCAAAAAAAAUUGAGGAAUUACCUGAAAAACAAGUACAGGAUGAAAGGAUUGAUGUGUUGGAUCCUUUGCACCACCAACGUCUUGCAGUACUUUUCUGUAGCUUCAGUAAUGAAUCCCAAAACGCUCCUGCUUUCUGUAUGAACCCUGGUGUGGUUUAUAUGGAUUUUUAUGGCAGAAAUGACAUUCCUCUCGGUUGUUUCUUACAGAAAUACUGUUUCAGGUCGACUUAUACCUGUCCCUCCAAUACUUGUGGCACGCCAAUGGUGAAACACGUGCGUAGAUUUGUGCAUAAUACUGGAUGUGUGAGCAUAUUCUUGAACAGUUUCGAGAGUGAAUUUUCCGAAGAAAGUAUAGUGAUGUGGUCAUGGUGUUUUAAAUGCCAAAGUGUAUCUCCUGUAGUCCCUAUGUCCACAGACACUUGGUCUUUGUCUUUCGCAAAAUAUUUGGAACUGAAAUUUCAUGGAUCAAAGUAUAGCCGAAGAGGAAACAACCCUUGUGAACAUAGUUUACAUCACGACCAUUAUCAGUAUUUUGGAUACAAGAAUGAUGUGGCUUCGUUCAGGUAUUCACCUAUAGAAAUUUGGGAAAUAUCCCUUCCCCCACCUGUGAUAAAAUUGAAGGUAGACGUAGAACAUCAACAUCAAACUCUCAUCGAAGAGAUCAAAGAUCUUGCUCAAAAAGGUCACGAUGUAUUUUCCUCCAUUACGGAAAAAAUUCCCGUUGUUACAAACCUGCAAGAUACUUUAAUUUCAUUGAAAGACCUUUGGACCAAAGAUAAAGCAUCGUUUAGGCACAAGAUCGAAGAGGUACAAGUGAAGCUGACUUCUCUCUCUGCGGAAGACAGACAAUUCAAUACUAAGGAAAUGAGUAAAUCUUAUUGGUUACUCAAUGAUCAUAUGGUGCUUGUGAAGAAGUGUCUCGUAGAAAUAGUUGAUAAUUGGAACAGUCGUCUGACAAUCGAAGCUGAAAAGAAGAAAGAUAUCGAUAAAAAGAGGGACAGGCAUACUAUCUCCGAGUCCGAUAGUUCGAAUAACGAUGUCAAUUCUCUGAGAUCUGAAACGGAGUCGAGUCAGUUGGAACAGCCAAAAGGUGUAGAGACGAAUUCGAAUGGGGAAAAUGAUGAUGUCAAGCAGAAUCAGAAAUCUCAAUUGGAUACUCCUCUUCCUAGCAAUGAUAUUGGUGAGAUGAAACGUGAAUCCGAUAAAAAAAGUGUGAAAACGUUAUUGUCGCAAUUGUUACCAUCUUCAGCGCCAUCUAGUAUGAUCGCAAAUCCGUUUUCUAUCCAUGAUCAUUAUAACCUCCCAAGUGGUGUUCAUGCAACAUUGACAGUAGCCGAAGAUGAUCUAAGCUCUAUUAUAGCUUAUGCCUUGAAUUCGCAUGAACUAGUUAGGUUGAUAGAAGAUUUGAAGCAACCCGUCCAAUCCGUCGACGCUUCUUGUAGUCCGGGUAACAAGAGAAGAUCGCAGAGUGACAAAGAUAUGGGAGAGGAUAAAAAUAGUGGUUUAUUAGGUUUCCUGCGGAACAAAGACAGUAAAACGGAUCUUCUGAACAGCGUUUCAUCUUCAAAUCAGUCGGAGGGUCACGGUGGUGGUCAGCAGGGUAGUGCUGAAGCAGUUGCUGAUAAUAAGAAGCUUCAUCUCGACGUGGUGUUCGAAGAUGCCACAUGCAACUUUUUAUGUAGGAUCUAUUACGCCGAAAAGUUCGCGGCGUUGAGAAACGCUGUGUUGCCGGAUGGGGAGGAAGUAUACAUAAGAUCGUUGACGAAGUCUUCGCCUUGGGAUGCCAGAGGUGGCAAGUCGGGAUCGGCCUUCACCAAAACCACUGACGACCGCUUCAUACUGAAAGAGAUGUCAAAGAACGAAGUGAACUUAUUUUUGGAAUCGGCGGCCAACUACUUCACCUACAUGCAAAAGUGCUAUUCCACCGAUCAGCCAACGCUCCUGGGUAAAAUCGUCGGUAUCUAUCAGAUCAUCUUCAAGAACAACACCAACGGUCAUCAGUUGAGGAAGAAUCUGCUCGUUAUGGAAAAUCUGUUCUACGACAGGGUGGUAACUCAGAAGUUCGAUCUUAAGGGUUCUGUCAGGAACAGACUUGUGAUACCCGACAAUCAGCAGGGCGAGAUUGUUCUGUUGGACGAGAAUCUGUUGAAGAUGACCUGCGAUUCGCCCCUGUACAUUCUACCUCAUUCGAAGGCUGUGCUGGCUGCUGCAAUAGAGAACGAUACGGAUUUCCUGGCCUCACAAUCGGUCAUGGAUUACUCCCUGUUGGUUGGGUUGGACAGUGAGAAGAAAGAAUUGGUUUUGGGAAUCAUAGAUUACAUUCGGACAUUCACCUGGGAUAAAAAAUUAGAAACCAUAUUCAAAAAGUCUGGGAUACUUGGUGGCCAGGGUAAACAACCAACCAUAAUUUCACCGAUAGAAUACCAGAAAAGAUUCAUUGAAGCUAUGCAUAAAUAUUUCCUUGAAGUACCUGAUCACUGGGAAGGCUUAGGAGAGGAUCUAUGUUGAAAAAGUCAGUAUGUGCUCUAUUGGCAUAUUUAUAAUUUUUAAAAAAAUAUUUGUACCUAUGAAAAAUAAAAUUAUAUUUAUUAAA
Harmonia axyridis is the source of this 5674-nucleotide messenger RNA. Its product is annotated as 1-phosphatidylinositol 3-phosphate 5-kinase. Gene Ontology annotation, biological process: intracellular signal transduction; phosphatidylinositol metabolic process. NCBI's taxonomy places the organism in Eukaryota, Metazoa, Arthropoda, Insecta, Coleoptera, Coccinellidae. Gene Ontology annotation, molecular function: ATP binding; 1-phosphatidylinositol-3-phosphate 5-kinase activity; metal ion binding. The coding region runs from base 208 to 5589 and encodes 1793 amino acids. The transcript has 2 exons. The record is from RefSeq and is a predicted model, not a curated record.